Molecule: messenger RNA, 1074 nt
Organism: Penicillium olsonii
Lineage: Eukaryota; Fungi; Ascomycota; Eurotiomycetes; Eurotiales; Aspergillaceae
Source: the annotation of a GenBank genome assembly
AUGCAUCAUGCGAUUGCGAUUGCAAGCUCGCUUCGAAGAACAGCGAUAGCAUCCCAAAGAUGCUCCCCAUUCUUAUGGUACGCCGGAAGCAGGGCGUAUCAUGCGACCCCAUACGGAUCCCGACCAAGUCUUGAGCCGCGACUAGAAGAUCAUGGAAGAGUUAUUCACGAUGAGUACUCCAUCGUCCGGGAUCAUUAUGAUGUUCCGAAACACCCCAUUGUUCUGGCUCAUGGCUUGCUCGGGUUUGAUGAGUUGCGGCUUGGUGGCCGUUAUCUUCCCGGCGUGCAGUACUGGCGUGGCAUCAAGGAAGCAUUGACAGCGCGAGGUGUCGAGGUCAUCACAGCUACAGUACCUCCGUCAGGCUCCAUUGAGGAUCGAGCGAAAGAACUCGCCAGAGACAUUGAGGCUGGCGCACGAGGGAGGGAUGUGAAUAUUAUCGCGUAUGUUUCUAUUGCCCACAACAAGAUCCCGAGCCUCGAUUCUCGAUACAUGAUCAGUCGAAUUAGACCGGAGAAGUUUAAGGUCUUGUCGUUAACGACGAUUGCAUCGCCACACCGAGGUUGGUCAGUUCAGCACCUACAUUUACUUCAGGCUGACUCUUUCGCAGGCUCUGCUGUGGCGGACUACGUGUUUGACCAAAUUGGAGCCGAUGUCCUCCCCCAGAUCUACUAUGCUCUCAAUCGGUUGAAAGUCGAAACAGGGGCAUUCUCACAACUCACUCGGAAAUACAUGAAUGAGACUUUUAACCCAAGUACCCCGGAUGUGGCAGAUGUCCGAUAUUUCUCCUAUGGUGCUGCAGUUCAACCAAGUAUAUGGUCUGCAUUUCGACUGUCUCAUCGAAUUCUUGAACAAAUCGAAGGACCAAACGAUGGUCUAGUCAGCGUAUCCAGCAGUCGCUGGGGAGGAGAAUCGGGAUAUAAAGGAACGCUAAUGGGCGUGAGCCACCUGGACCUCAUCAACUGGACCAACCGACUGAAGUGGAUAGCCGGAGAGGUUACCGGUAACAAACGAAAGUUUAAUGCCAUUGCAUUCUACUUGGACAUUGCAGACAUGCUGGCAAAGGAGAACCUAUGA